AUGUCAACUUAGUAUAGAAUACCAUCCAACGAUAAUUAUAUUCGAGACUUAGAAAACAUUUCACAAAGAGAGCGUCAUGGAUUAUUCAAUCAACCUCCUCCAUUGCUAUUGGGAGACUAAUAUAACGAUGCCUUAAAAAGCAAAGGCAAGGAAAAAGCCAUUUUGGUCAAUACAAAAUUAUAGAAAAAGCAUGAACCUGCGUUAUUCUAGGAGCCCGGUUACACAACAUUAAAUGAUCCAUACAAAGAUUAAUUUAAAGCUAAAUAAAUUUACGAUAAAGAAAGAGAAUUAGCAAUAAAAAAUCCAAAUUGUUUCAAGCCAAAUGAUCAGGUUAAAUCAAUUAAGCAUUCUGAAUUCGAACACAUGAAAGAAUUUAAUGAUAAAGUAUUUAAUACCAGAACUCCAACUGGAGAUGUGAGAACCUAAGCCAGAAAUUUUUUAACUAAUCCUGCCAAGAAAGGGUUAGGCAGAACCACAUCUAAUAAUUUAUUUGGAUAAAUCGAAUAUAUACCUGAUCCUUAUGAUAGAUAAGAGGAGCUAGAGAGACGAGAAAGAAUUAAACAUAGGAACAAGUUUUUACCAGGAACAACAAGGUUUAUUACAACAAGUCAUGGUAAUCGACCUUUUACUGCUGAUGGUACAUUACUUGAUGGAGCUGGAUAUUUAUCUCAAACGAAAAGACCUUUUUAUAAAGGUGCUCCAUUUAGACCAGCUAACUAAAAUAAAAAAGGAUUUUAAGGAACAUUCGAAGUGCUCUAAUAUAUGGAAGAAGGUGCAUCAGAUCCUAAGACCAAAUAAAAUACUUUUCAACAAUUGAGUGCAACAUAAACCUAUGAGAAACCUUGGAGACCUAAUUCGAACGGAACUUUUGCUCGGCCAUGUCCAAGUGUUUCGCAAUAAUUAAGAAAUAGAAGUGUUGGAUCAAAUCAAAAGGGUGAAAUAAGGAGUGCAAUAAUUGCAAUAAAUUGA
Paramecium tetraurelia is the source of this 969-nucleotide messenger RNA. RefSeq lists its product as uncharacterized. NCBI's taxonomy places the organism in Eukaryota, Ciliophora, Oligohymenophorea, Peniculida, Parameciidae. The record is from RefSeq and is a predicted model, not a curated record. The transcript has 5 exons.